Messenger RNA from Cyprinus carpio (common carp), 4991 nucleotides. Its product is annotated as alpha-1,3-mannosyl-glycoprotein 4-beta-N-acetylglucosaminyltransferase A-like. Gene Ontology annotation, biological process: protein N-linked glycosylation. Gene Ontology annotation, cellular component: Golgi stack; endoplasmic reticulum; endoplasmic reticulum-Golgi intermediate compartment. Lineage: Eukaryota; Metazoa; Chordata; Actinopteri; Cypriniformes; Cyprinidae. The record is from RefSeq and is a predicted model, not a curated record. Gene Ontology annotation, molecular function: acetylglucosaminyltransferase activity.
CAACAAAGCUUGAUUGAGAGAUCACAUAUCACCGUUGACGACUCUGGAAGGACGGCGCGUCAAAUUUGCUGUUUUAAUGAACAUCACAAAACGUGUUUUUGCUCGUUUUUUGACUGGAUAGUUUUGACGAGAUCGAGCUGCGCCGGUGGGCUGUCCAAUAACAGGCUGAAAGUAACGGCAGGCAUGAGGUUUGCACAUCUUUCUCUGGAAAUGCAUCAGUUCCGUUGGGCUGCCUCGUGACUCCAGCAGCGACCGAGAGGCGGAGGAGACAGCAGAUGAUCCGGGCCCCCGUCAGCUCCGGUCCGCUCCCCUGAAGCGCGUGUGCACGCCGGGACCAGGAGCACCAGAGGCAGCUGCACGGGGAGGCGCUGAAAUGAGAUGAGGCUCAGAAAUGGAACUGUUGCCACUGCGAUUAUUUUCUUCACGUCGUUUCUCAGUCUGUCCUGGUACACGGCUUGGCAGAAUGGCAAAGAGAAGUUGGUAGCCUAUCAGAGGGAGUUUCACGCCCUGAGGGAGCGUCUGCGUGCGGCGGAGCACCGAACCCUGCAGCGCUCCUCUGAGCUCAACUCAAUCCUCGAGCAGUUCAGACGGGCCAUCGCAGAGACCAACGGCAGCAAAGAUGCUCUCUCCAACUUCUCAGAUGAGACACAGAAGUUGCUGAAGGAGUUGGCUCACAGGAAGCCCCUCCAGGUGCCAAAUAUCUACCACCAUAUGCCUCACUUGCUCAACAAUGAAGGCAGCCUGCACCCUGCCGUACAGGCGGGCCUGGGACGUACCGGAGUUUCCAUGGUGAUGGGCAUCCCCACGGUGAAGCGGAAAGUAAAGUCAUACCUGUCAGAGACGCUUCAUUCACUCAUCGAUAAACUCUCAGCGGAGGAAAAGCUUGACUGCGUCAUCAUAGUGUUUGUGGGAGAGACGGACAUAGAUUACGUAAACAGUGUGGUUGCAGGCCUUGAAAAAGAGUUCUACACAGAGCUGAAUUCUGGGUUACUGGAGGUCAUAUCUCCCCCUGCCAGCUACUAUCCAGACCUCAACAACUUGAGAGAGACCUUUGGUGACUCGAAGGAGAGGGUGAAAUGGAGGACCAAGCAGAACUUGGACUAUUCCUUUCUAAUGAUGUAUGCUGUGAACAAAGGGGUCUAUUAUGUCCAGUUAGAGGACGACAUCGUUGCCAAGCCCAACUAUUUUGCCACCAUGAAAAACUUUGCCCUACAACUCGCCACUGAGGACUGGAUGAUCCUUGAGUUUUCACAGCUGGGCUUCAUUGGUAAGAUGUUCCAAGCCCCAGAUCUAAAUCUCAUUGUGGAGUUUAUCUUCAUGUUUUAUAAGGAAAAGCCCAUUGAUUGGCUGCUGGAUCACAUACUCUGGGUCAAAGUAUGCAACCCAGAGAAAGAUGCCAAACACUGUGAGAGACAGAAGUCGAGUCUGCGCAUUCGUUUUAGGCCCUCUUUGUUUCAGCACGUAGGCCUGCACUCCUCCCUUGCUGGGAAAAUCCAGAAACUCACGGAUAAAGACUUCCUGAAACCUCUGCUCCAUAAGAUUCACGUGAACCCGCCGGCGGAGGUGUCCACCUCUCUUAAAGUGUAUCAAGGUCAUACACUUGAUAAGACCUACUUGGGCGAAGACUUCUUCUGGGCCAUUACUCCAAUGUCUGGAGACUACGUCCUGUUCAAGUUUGAUCGGCCCGUAAACAUAGAAAGGUUCCUCUUUCGCAGUGGAAACCAGGAGCAUCCAGGAGACAAAAUCGAGAACACUACUGUCGAGAUCCUGCCCUUUUCGGACGCUGAAUUGAAGACCAAAGAGAAAUACAAACGAACAGAGGACCGCUUCUAUAAACUUGCUCAGUUUGAGAAAGGAGUGGCAGAGGGCACGGUUGACCCUGCCUUUAACCCUGUGGUGGCCGUUCGUCUGACGGUCCAGAAGGACUCCGCCGUGUGGGCAAUUAUUAGCGAGAUCCAUAUCAAGAGGAUACCUGGGUAACUACUGUGUGUCUCCAGUGGCCCGAGGCCCUCUGGUCACCAAGACAGGGUUGUGCUGCUCGCAGCGGUUCAAGAGUGACCCUCACAUUAUCAGAGUGUGUAAAGGAGCCCUGGCUUUGUCUUCUUCACCUCUUAAACUUUGCUUUUCUCUUUUCUUCUACUUGCCUUUGCCUCUGUCGUCAGACUUCGUUUGACCUUUUACUAUUCCCUGAAUUCUGUUGUGUGAAUGUGACUACUACUGUACAGAAGAAGAAAAACAACUUUUGAACAGAAUGUUUUCGGACACUAAAUUUGUGUCGUGAAGAAUUGCAAUCGUUGCUGUCAUUAAGGUCUGAAGUUCAGGAUUCAAGGUUGCACCAAUGCUGGAGAAUAUGUCCCCUACUGAUGAAGAUUGUCCUCAGCGCUCUGCCAUCAUGGACUGUAACUGACCCUGGGUCAGAUAAACGCGGCUGGAUUUCGGCUGUGGGAUGACAGAAGUUUUUAUUUUGAAGUCUUUGUGUAGCUGUGUAUUUUUUUUUUUUAGGUUUUAGGCCGUUGAUGUUUGAAACUCUUUUUAAGAACAUUUCGAGACCAGUUUAUUAUUUUACUGACUGCUUUGCCAAAAUCUAAAAACAUAUUUCUAAAAACAAACCGCAUAUCUUUGGGCCUCUACUUGGUCAGCAGAAGUGGCUUUUCUUCCUUUGUGUUGGUUUAGUGUCAACGAAUCAAUCAUGGCUUUUAAUCGGAAGGUUUUUAAUUGCUGUUGUUAUUAUUAUUAUGACGAUCUAUGAAGGUGAAUUAAUUUAUUUGAAAUAAAUCUUUAAUUUGUACAAAAGGUAAAUGCUUUUAUUUUAUAUUCUUUGGAAAUCUAUGAUGUGGCAGAGAGUUUAUUGUGGCUUAAAGUCGAGUGAUGGUUAAUGUUUGUAACUUUGUGUAGUUGAGAAGGGUGCAGGGCCGCCCACUUCUGUGCCUUAACAUCCAGUGUCCCAGGACUGCCUUGCGCCCCGUGUCAAAACGCUUAAAUCAUCAACAGGACAGUUUGUUAGUUGCUUGAUUUAAGUGAGACGUUCAAGUGUAGAGCAUGGCAUGUCCAUUUUUAUGUCCCCGAGUCUUUCAUGUCUUCAUUGAGCAUUUUCCAUCUCAAAUAAUCCGCUUUCAUCAUGUCAGUCAGAAAAUGUUCUCCUUUCUGUGCUGUAUCACAAGUAUCUGAAUGUUCAGUGAGUCAUGAUUAAGUCCAGAUGGAAUCUGCAGAUUUUUUUUCUGCACAGAAUGAAUUUAAAUGUGGUGAAAUGAUUAAUGAAGCUGAGGGUACUACAUUUUUAUGGUAGCUGAAAGCACAAUCUACAGAGUCCCUAAAGAGACAUGGUGGUGGGGAAAUAAAAUGAGUUGAUUUUUCAAAGAUCUUGCUUCUCUCAAAGUGUUUGUAUUCCUCCAUGAAACUUUGUGUUCUUUCAGAAAUGUUUUGCGUUCCCUGUGUUAAGCCAAAUACAGUAUUAGAGUUUUUUUUAGCAAAAACAAAUAGUAAAAACCUGAUAUAAUUCAGCCAUACAUUUUUAUCACCGUGAAAAUAGCCACAAAAGCUGGCGUGGCGUUAAACACAAACAAACUUUGUGAUGGAAAUAUGAGGUAGGACCAAGAACUAUUUUUCAGUACUUUUCGAGAGAACUCAACUGUUUUGCUAGACACUGAAAAAGUUUUGCAAGCGAAUGCAAAGUUUCUUGGGGGAAACGCAGCACUUUUUGCGAAUUAAUGCAAAAGAUUUGUGAGCAGGCGCAAAUUUUAUUGGGAGAACAGAAUUUUUGCGAGAGCAUUGCAAAGUUUCUCGGGGGAGUGUAGUACUUUUGCGUGUAAAAGCGAUGCAAUGCUUCUUGAGACUACGCAAUACUUUUGCAAUUUCUCCAAAAAAUGUUUUGUGAUUAAAAUAUGAGGUGGGGGAAAAAACAGUUUCAUUAAUUUUUGUAUGAAAACACAACAUUUUGCGAGCCAAUGCGAAGUUUCUUGGGGAAACGCAGUAAUAUUUACAAGUGAACGUAGACGUAUUGCGAGCGAACAAGCAAAGUUUCUUGAGGCAACAUAAUGCAUUUACAAACUAAUGCAAACGUUUUGCAAGCAAACUUAAAAGUGUUGAAAUGUUUGUUUUCCAUCACCUUGUCUACUUGGGGAUUCUGUAACAAUCAAAUAAGCCACAGUAUGUAAAAACACAUAGAACUUAAUGACUGCAGUUCAAAGGUUUCUGUAGAGUGCUGCUGGUGCAGAUUCUAUGUGGUUUCCAGCUAUUUUCAGAACACUGUACAUUUAUUAUAUUGUAAAGCUACAGUUCGUAUUUAUUUUGCUUGUAGCUCCUGACAAAGGGACUCGAUGGUGACGUAACUGCUGUACAGAUUUCCGAAGUGCUCUCGUCUCAUGUGAUUGUAUAUAGAUGAAAGUUUUAGUUCAGUCUGUCAUUGUAUAUUCCUUGAUGCUUCAGGUUUUUCUUUUUCGAUACAUACUGUACACCCUCAUUUUAGUGACUACUUGGAGCCGGAUGUGAAUCGCAGUGUGUCUUUUGUAAUAGAAAGCCAAUGUACUGUCAUAAACAUUUGUUUACAGUUUGUUUAUGAUCUCUCCUGAGAUAAAUUCUUGGUCUGAGUGUAGAGCACUGUAUCAUUAUUCUCCUUUACAUCCUCAUAUGACAUGACUUCUGGAGAAUGGACUAGUGAAACCACAGUGGAGUGGUUUUCAUCGUGUUUUGCCAUAUUGCUGCCUUUUUAGUCAGAUUUGUGCUCGAUGAUCUGUUUGCACAUCUGUUUUAGCACUGAAAGAUGGAUUGUUGUCCGUUGCCCUCGUUAAACUCUCAUGGGCCGGUUUCCCAUCAGCGCAUGUCCAUCUUGAAAUCCUCCCUUCGGUCUUACAUUGAGAUGAACCAGACAUGAAACGUGCUCCUCUUGUGUGGUGCAUUCUUGACUUUCAUGUGCCUUCAUCUGUCUUUCUCCAGCUCUGACACUGAUUUGAAUAAACCGUUCCAAAAUAAACCAGUCUUGACAUAACUCAUCA